UAAGCACCAAAUUGGUUGGGAUAACCUAAAAAGUUCUUUGCCAUAACCAAGAGUUGUAAUAUUUGGCCCCGAAACUUAUGUCACACGUUUACGGUUUUUCCGUGUGAACGAAAGGAAACACAGAUUACGGUCAGAAAUACGUAAAAAAGAUCGGUCCAUGACGUGGUAGGAGUGCAUGGAAAACCUCAAAGUUGAUGUCUCUUAUAUAUACUUGGUUUUCCACCUGUGUUACAAUCUUUUAUUUUAAGGUUGUAAGUGUUAGCCCCCUCAUGAAGGCAACUUUGAAGUACUUGACAGGAAUUGCUGGCCCAAGUGGCUAUGGCUCAAAGACAACUGCCGAUGAAGUUGCUCAGGAUUGCUUGUCUUCUAUGCCAACAUCUCACCAGCUCACUGCAAUUGUCACUGGCGCAACAUCAGGCAUCGGUGCUGAGACAGCAAGAGUGCUGGCCAAGAGGGGUGUGAGAGUAGUAAUUCCAGCAAGGAAUUUGAGGAAGGCAGAAAAGGUGAAGGAGAGUAUACAAAGGGAGAGUCCAGAAGCCGAAAUAAUCAUCUUGGAGAUAGAUUUGAGCUCAUUUGCUUCAAUCCAGAGAUGUUGUUCUGAGUUCUUGUCUUUAGGACUACCUCUUCAUAUCCUCAUAAACAAUGCCGGCAAAUACUCACAGAAGUUGGAAUUUUCUGAGGACAAAAUUGAGCUAACUUUUGCCACUAAUUACUUAGGUCAUUUUCUGUUAACAGAGAUGCUGUUAGGGAAAAUGGUGGAGACAGCAUCACAAUCCUGCAUCCAAGGGAGAAUAGUGAAUGUCUCUUCUGUGAUCCACAAUUGGGUAGACAGAAAACACUUUUGUUUCAGCAAAUUGCUCAGUCCAAAAAGUUACAACGGUACCCGCGCAUAUGCUCAAUCAAAGCUAGCCAACAUAUUGCACGCCAAGGAACUAGCAAGACAGCUUAAGGCAAGAAAAGCAAAUGUAACAAUCAAUGCUGUGCAUCCAGGGAUUGUGAAGACUGGGAUUAUCAGGGAUUACAGAGGAUUUAUCACAGAUUCUUUAUAUUUUAUGGCAUCCAAGUUGCUCAAGUCAACAUCACAGGGAGCAGCAACAACAUGUUACGUUGCAUUAAGCCCACAGACCGCUGGGCUUAGUGGCAAAUACUUUGCAGACUGCAACGAGAGUCGCUGCUCAGCACUGGCAAAUGAAGAAGCUGAAGCUCGGAAACUAUGGAAGCAAACACGUGCUUUGAUACACAGGCGAUUCCUUGUUCCAGUAGGCCAAAAUGUUAAGGGCUCUUCCACAAAUUAGACAUAGGUAUAGGCAUGUAAAUAAUAC
Sesamum indicum (sesame) is the source of this 1322-nucleotide messenger RNA. RefSeq names its product NAD(P)-binding Rossmann-fold superfamily protein. The record is from RefSeq and is a predicted model, not a curated record. NCBI's taxonomy places the organism in Eukaryota, Viridiplantae, Streptophyta, Magnoliopsida, Lamiales, Pedaliaceae.